UGGCUCUCUCCUCACCCACCUACCCCUCCCACUGAAGCGCCAAAUUCCACGACCUCAUCCUCUUUAAAUCCUUCAGGUUAAGCAUUCGUAUUGAUUUGAUUGAUUCGAUUCUUCUUCUUCUCAAGUAUUCUCUUGUUGCAACUCAUUCAUCUUCCUCCUCUAUCUUUCAAAUGGAAGCCACUCUCUUGAGAUAUACCACUUCUGCUCCUUCUCUCUUCUCUAAUUCUUCUAAACCCAAUUAUGAUCUUGGCUUUUCAAGGCAGAGGACAUCCUUCCUCGUCAACCCCGCUUCCAGUCUUAGUGGAAAACGCAAUCUCUUUCUUCAGGCAUUUGCGCCUUCAGUUGGAUCUGUGCACAAAAAAAGGAUUGAUGGAAGUGAAAACUUGACUCUUGAUGGUAUACGGCGUUCUUUAAUCCGUCAAGAAGAUAGCAUAAUAUUUAGCCUUUUGGAGCGAGCGCAAUAUUGCUAUAAUGCCGAUACAUAUGACCCUAAUGCCUUCUCCGUGGAUGGAUUCCAUGGAUCUUUGGUGGAAUACAUAUUGAAGGAAACUGAGAAGCUUCAUUCUCAGGUGGGUAGAUACAAGAGCCCUGAUGAGCAUCCAUUCUUCCCUGAUGGCUUACCUGAACCGAUGUUACCACCUUUGGAUUACCCUAAGGUAUUGCAUCCUAUUGCUGAUACAAUUAACAUAAAUGAUAGAGUGUGGGAAGUAUACUUUAGAGAUCUCAUUCCACGGCUAGUCACAGAAGGAGAUGAUGGUAAUUGUGGAUCUACUGCUGUUUGUGAUACGAUGUGCUUGCAGGCUCUCUCAAAGAGAGUCCAUUACGGAAAAUUUGUGGCAGAGGCUAAGUUUCAAGCUUCUCCAGAUGAAUAUAGGGAGGCCAUUAUAGCACAGGACAAAGAUAAGUUGAUGGAUAUGUUGACAUAUCCUCAAGUUGAAGAGGCAAUAAAAAGUAGAGUGGAAAUGAAGGCCAAGCAUUAUGGGAUGGAGGUAGUUAUAAACUGUAAGGACCAUGGAGCCGAACCAGUCUAUAAGAUCAAACCAAGCUUGGUUGCUGAUCUUUACGGUGAUUGGAUCAUGCCUCUGACAAAGGAAGUUCAGGUUGCCUACUUGUUGAGAAGAUUGGACUGAACAAUAUUUCUGUGAUGGGAUGCAGAGCAUAUUUGCUGUUCCUCUUUGUAAUGUUGGUGUAAAUGCUGGUUUUAGUGGUCGGCAGGAACUCAAGUCAAUAUUGUUAGAGCUGGACCAAUCAUUCAACUAGUAAAAAUAUUUUGAGCAUGUAAAAGUAUCCAUAUACAUAUUUUAUAUAUAUAUAUAUAUAUAUAUUGGUAAUACUGAGGUAGCUUUGAAAAGGCAGCUACUUUGUGCCUUUGUAGUUUGCUGCUCUGUCUCAAACUCUAGAACACAGGUUCGAAAGCUAGCAUUUUGGAUGCUAGCUUUGAAAAAGUUAUAAAGAUGGUUGAGCAUGAGAUCCACUCAAUUUUUUUUUUUUUUUUUUGUAAUGUUUGAUCUUAUCUUUGUACUUAUUUUUUAUGAGUGUUGGAUAUUUUAUACUUUUAAGUGGGGUAAUUUUACCCUUGAAUUAUUGUUUUGAGGAACAAAAAACCUCCUCUAUUGAUGAAUCAUUUACUUUGUUGUUA
Prosopis cineraria is the source of this 1639-nucleotide messenger RNA. Its product is annotated as chorismate mutase 1, chloroplastic-like. Lineage: Eukaryota; Viridiplantae; Streptophyta; Magnoliopsida; Fabales; Fabaceae. Gene Ontology annotation, molecular function: chorismate mutase activity. Gene Ontology annotation, biological process: aromatic amino acid biosynthetic process; chorismate metabolic process. Gene Ontology annotation, cellular component: cytoplasm. The record is from RefSeq and is a predicted model, not a curated record.